Molecule: messenger RNA, 990 nt
Organism: Trichomonas vaginalis G3
Lineage: Eukaryota; Parabasalia; Trichomonadida; Trichomonadidae
Product: protein ubiquitination
Exons: 1
Coding region: 1-990 (329 amino acids)
Biological process (GO): regulation of transcription by RNA polymerase II
Molecular function (GO): transcription factor binding
Source: RefSeq, a predicted model, not a curated record
AUGGAUAUUGACUUUGAAUAUUAUACUACUCAUAUAGAUGAAUGGUGCCGUGAUGAUGACUUUUAUCAAUUACGAACUAAAGACCAGAUAUGCAGCAUAUUGAUUAAUUCAAGGCUGAAUUUCAACCAGUUUUCUGAAAUAUUAAAUCAUCUUCCAAAAUUUUACAAUCCACAAGAGAUAUUCGAAAUAAUUCAAAACAUUCAUAUCAAUACUAAUAGUACUUUUCACGAAUCUUCUUCAACUCUUCAAAUUUUGUCACAACUUCUCAGAAUACCCCUUCUUCAAGAAAUUAACUUAUCAUUACAAAACAAUUUACAAACAUCUGCCCAAAAUUUUCCAGAUAAAACUUCCAAAAAAUCUAAUGAUCAAAACACAGAAAUAAAAAAACAACAUAAUCAAGAAACAUACCAGAGCGAGAUUCCUAAACCAUCAAACAAAAACAUAGAACAAAAUCAAACAGAAAAUCAGCCAAUUAUUUCAAUUAAAAAUGAAAUUAUUGACAAUUAUUACAUUAAUCGUCUCAAAAAAUUAGAUCCAAACAAUUGCUAUUAUAAAGAUCUCUUUCCUCUCUUAAAUGAUAUUUUAAGGGCAAAUGAUUUAGAUGCUACAAAAUAUGCCAUUAAAAAUGGCUAUUUGGAAGUCAGAAACAUACAUGGAGAAACUUAUAUUACUGAAUUGGCAAUUAAAGGAUGGCUUGACUCUAUUGUUUUUCUCCAACAGAAUGGAGCAGAUAUUUCAAGUCCAGAUCAAGUUGGAAAAACAAUUCUUCAUUAUUUUUGUAUUUUUGAUAAUCUAAAAGGUGCUAAGUUUGCUGUCAAUUUUGUUAAUAUAAAUGCAAAGGAUAGUGAAGGAUUGACAGCUUUUGACUAUGCUAGAAAGAAGUCUAGUUCAAUUAUGAGAUUCUUAGAAUCUUUACCAAGAAUUGACACACAGGACCACAGAGAUCCAGAGAAAGAGGCAUUUAUCGCCAGAUUAACACGUGGAUUAUAA